This is a messenger RNA of Lindgomyces ingoldianus, 1341 nucleotides long. RefSeq lists its product as uncharacterized. The record is from RefSeq and is a predicted model, not a curated record. The transcript is spliced from 3 exons. NCBI's taxonomy places the organism in Eukaryota, Fungi, Ascomycota, Dothideomycetes, Pleosporales, Lindgomycetaceae. Bases 1 to 1341 code for a protein of 446 amino acids.
AUGUCUUCGAAUUUUCACAAGUUUCUAGGUUGCUCCAUAGUGAAAUGGGAUGGCACUCCAAUUGUCGCCACGGGACAACCACGGAUACGAGUUGCGCCUCUAUCACGUGUACAAAUUCGGCAGCCUAAUUCACGUUUCUUCUCCUUGACGACCACGCCUCGCAAUAGCAAUAUCAGCUCCUAUUCUACUCAAACAAUGUCUCUUCCAAAGCUUGUUCGAUUUUUGCUAAACCCAUCGCAUAAACUAGAUAAUUUCUCGCCGUACCUGCAAAAUUAUCUCCAAAGCUCUCCUCUGACCCUUAUUAUUGAAGUAUUCUCCGCCUGCCUUGCUUCAAUCACUCUCAGAUUCCAAGGUCUCCCAUUUCGGGAUAUUUGGAGGAAUUUUUCACAUCUUUUGAAUCGUAUCGAGGAGAAUUAUGCAGAUAAUUUGCAUUCCAGCAUCGGGACUGCUCGAGCCCGGUUGUUCUUUUCGACCACUUGGACGAGCUGGAUGAUCUUUCUCGGAGUACGCUGCCAGCCUUCGAGUUUCUCACAAUGUAGAGGAUUUGGAUGUUGGCCAGACCGAUUGUUCUUCUGGGCGAACAUUCUGUCCACCAUCCCCAUACUCAUUCCUCUUUUCAAGAAAAAGCUAGUUUUGGGCGAAAUGUGGACACCUUUGAAAUCCUUCAACUCCGAUCUCGAGCACCAUAACAUUUCCACUCAAGCGGUCGACAAGAUAUACCACUGGACAGAAAACCUCGCUAUCUGGCUACAUGUCAUUAUACUCUUGUACCCAUUCAGAAACUUCCUUUCCUCGUUUAUGCGCCAUCCUUGGCUAGUUGUUAAAUACUACAUUAGCUUUUACACAUGGGCCUUCUUCGCGGUGCUUAUUUCAUUUUCUCUUGCUGCAAUAUUUGGUUUCAUCAUUUUCCAUGCUCCUGGAUAUGUACUUCAACGCGACCCUUACACUAGAGAGGCCUCAACUUUCAAGAUUAUCCUCACUGGCGGAGUAGCUUCACUAUGCUAUGCAUCUUUAUUGAGACUGUUUAGGGCAAGAUGUGUUAGUUUUACAGUGUGGGCAUUCAGCGAUGCGGCGAUAUGGGCGGGGUUUGAGGGAUUGGUGGCGUGGGUGGUUAUGAUGAAUCAGGAUUCUUUUGGAGAGUUUAUGCAUCGGGAGUCGUAUGAGAAGGAAAAGAGGAAAAGAGGAGAGAAUGCGAAGUUGGACUUGGGGGCGGAGGAGGGUAAGGGGAAUGAAGAGAGUGGCAAGGUGGACGAUAUUGCUCGUUUGGGUACAGAAGCCCGAAUGUGGGAGCAAAGACGGCAGCUUAGGGCGGGCGAGAAAUGUGUCAUAGUUGGGACUUAA